Lutzomyia longipalpis is the source of this 1233-nucleotide messenger RNA. RefSeq lists its product as uncharacterized. The record is from RefSeq and is a predicted model, not a curated record. Lineage: Eukaryota; Metazoa; Arthropoda; Insecta; Diptera; Psychodidae. Bases 311 to 1111 code for a protein of 266 amino acids. The transcript is spliced from 3 exons.
AAUGGUAUAUAAAUGCCCCACAGAGCAGCAUUGCUUUAGUCGUACCAUUUCAUUUAUCAAAUAAAAACCGGACUCUCCGUGGAUUAUUUAUCCACGGAGAGUCCAAAAAAACGCUGCAGUAUUAAAAAAAAUCAAUAAAAAAAUAAAAAAAUGAAAAAAAAAGUGAAGUUCAGUGGCAUUUCCUUAGUUAGGAUGCAUUCGUGCAUCUGGCUAAAAAAACAACAAAGGAGAUAACAGCCAGAAUAAAAUUAAAAUCUAAAUACUAGUGCUACAAAAUAAAUCAAAGGACGACUCACACACAAGCUCUAAAAUGUUUAAAGGAAUGUUGUGUAUUUUGGUUGUUCUGAAAUGUUGUUCAGGACAACAAAGUGCAUCACCAAUUGCUUUCGAGGCAACCCCAUCUGACCUCAUGCAAUUCCAACAAUACUGCAGCAAAUUUGACAUUGAAACAGGAACUUUAGUUGCACAUAGGAGAAAAAUUCCAAAUCUCUUCUAUAAACUUAAUUCAAAAUGCUAUCGCCGCUUAUUAGCUCAUCGCUUCUUAUGGGUCGACGAAACAUACGCGGAAAAAUUCAAAAAUUCCCAAAUACACAUCCUCGAACGGACAACUGAAGACAGUAUGCUAAAUCUGGCAAAUACAAUUGAUAGGAAUGUCAGAGAAAAUAGAGCGUACAUUUUGGUGGAAUUAAUUCCAAGAACUAUCAGCAGAGUUAUUGAAAUAAGAAAAAAUAAAGUAUGGAAACGGCAGACCCUAAAGACACCUAUGCAGUACGUUGCAGAAAAAAAGACACACACUACAAUAAUACGAAAUGAAAAGGUGAUCUGCCUCAACUUCCAAGGGUACUACCAAAUCAAGACCAAAGGAAAGAUAAAUAUUGAAGAUUUUGGAAAUUCUCUGUGCUACAAAGUUUACGAAAACGUGGUUGUUCCAAAGGAUAUCCUAAAAGUUGGGGCUCCGUUGAGACAAGUACAAGCACAGAGACAGAUAAUUAUUUAUGAAGCGGAUGUAGAGCUGAUGGUUCAAACGAGUGAAAAAGAGAUGGGUCUUCUCAAACUCCCCGUCAUGAUCAAAGAGGAAACUAUAGCCAUAAAAACACUAACGAUCAUUUAAUAACUUAUAAUUAUAACUCAAAAUUUUAAAUUUUUUUUACAAGAACAUUAAACUGGUUUAAAUUUUUUUAACAAUUAUGUAAUAUUUAUUGAAUAAAUAAUGCCACUGAACUCCAAAAAAAA